Molecule: messenger RNA, 10425 nt
Organism: Porites lobata
Lineage: Eukaryota; Metazoa; Cnidaria; Anthozoa; Scleractinia; Poritidae
Source: the annotation of a GenBank genome assembly
ACAAUACAUGGCGAUUUAGCGAAACUUUGUUCGAUCUUGAAUGCAACCUACAUUAUUCAUUAAUUCAGCCGGCAAAACAAAAAUUCCUGGUGUUGUGAGCGGGAUAAUUCUUCAGAGCGUAAGUUUUGUUAAUUUGCACUUUCACAGACAGCGGGAGGGCUAUUCGCUUCAGAUUACAAAAAUAUAUGUGAAUGAUUUAUCGCGUGAUGAUCAAAUGGCGUAAAAGCAGUUUCCAGACUUAAAUAAUCCUCCUUCUAUGUUUUGGAAAAUACUAGCCAUAACAACAUGGAGGAACAAGUAUCUGAGGCAAAAGAGAUGUUGUCAUCCAAAGACUCACAGCAAAAAGAAGAAGCGGUGAAAAUUUUAAUUGCAAUCUCAAGGCAGGGAAGGAACAAGGAGGCUACAGAUCUUUUAGCUAAAUGCCUGGAAGAGAGCCAGGGAAUCACACCAGAGACUGAAGAUGAUGUCAAGUGGUGUGUGAAGAUUGCAGAAGAGGAAAAAAGACUUAGAUAUGCGGUUGAGCAGCUUUAUAAUUCUGUGAAGAAAGAUGGCGAAGACAAAGUGGCUAUACAGGAUAUUGACGAGGCUAUGAAAAGAGCAAAGGAAAAACAGAAGGUUGGUUACAAUUAAAUGGCAUCACCAAGAAUGAACCUAUUGCUAUUGGUGAAAUGUCUAGUCAAAUCAUGCCUGUGCACUGCCACUUGACCAUGGCUAGGGCACUAAAAGGAAAUGAUAUCCCAAUUUUUGGUAGCCUCCCACACAGAAGUUCUUGGGGGUUUGUCAUGUGUUCCUGGGAACGUGUGACAAACCCCUAAGAACAUCUGCAUGGGAGGCUAACUUUUUUGGAUCGUAUUGCAGGGCUGUCAACCUCUCACAUCUUCAAACAUUGAGAAUUGAUGGGGAAGGGAUGAUAGAUGACGUUAUAAUGCAUGGCAGGUGAAGCCAUUUGUGAGAAAAAAGAGAAAACGCACGAAAAACAUGUUGUUGGAAUUGUAACAUUUGACCUAAUUGGUUUGCUUCCCACCAAUUACGUUAUUGCUAAAAUAUUACGAUGACAUACCUGCGUUUGUGAGGAAACGUUCCAUGUUAACAGUAAGACAGCUCAAACAAAGCAAAAUAUUUAAAAUUUCAUUGUCAGAAAGUCGAAUCUACAAGAAAUGGCAAACUUCGGCAAUUAUACGGGAGAUUUCAGACUCUAAUCUGGAAACCGGGAGAAAUGGUUCAAAAUCUGGAGUCUCCCGGAUUAUCUGGGAGAGUUGACAGCCCUGUGUAUUAGGAUCAUUAGUUAGUUUAUGGUAUCCCGCCACUUGCAUUCAGUUUGGAAUGUCAGGAGGAAUUGGUGGGCACCUGUAACCUUAAUUAACACCCAUGCACAUAACAGCUCACCCUAAAAAAUCCUUGCUACAGGUGCAUGAGCAACAGCUUGACAAAUUUGUCAAUAUACAUGAUGGUGAAAUUAAAUUAAAUGAAAGGAGAUAAAUCUGACUAAGGAGAUACAUGUAGACACAACUUUUGCAGUUGCAAAAAAAGAGAAAUAAAUUUGAGAAAUACUCUUUGAAAAAGUUAUCAUUUUGUACCCUUUUAAUAGACCCUAGCUCCUAAGACAAUGACACUAAAAUUAAUGCAUGUUUUAUAGCAUCCAGGGCAAGGUUGUUCAAAGCUGGGUUAAAAGAUAAACCAGGGUUAGUGUGAAAUUUUUAUCCAGAUAUGAAAGCUUUAAAGACAAAUUCAGUUUAAUUCUUUUUAAUUCAAAUUGAUAAUUGGCUACUCUAAAAAAAUAGAGAAAAUUAUGUGAGAAAAUACUUUCAGGAAAAAGGAAAAGAAACUCAGAUAAUUUAAAUUGAACACCAAGUUUGUGCUAAUCAGCCUUUAAACGACUAGGUCCAGUAUGAAUAUUGUUUAUUUAAUGAAAAGGAAACAGAUGCCCAAGAAGCAAAUAACAGUCCUGAAAAGGAGAAGAAAGAAAUGAGUGAGGAAGUUGGACUGAUGAGCUUGCUGAUCAAUGCUUUGACUGUUGGCAAAAAAGAUGAGUUCACUCUGGCUGAACUAAAGGACACAGUGAUGGCAUAUGCCAGAGGGGAAGUCCCUGAAGUAGUAACGUUGCUGAGUAAGGAAGACAUGGAUAAAUUUAAUAAGGCCUCCGUACUGGAAAAGGUACUGCACUGUGUACUAAGUUAAAACUGUCUACUAAGUUGAAAAAAGAAAAAAGGUUGCAGUAUUCAAUCUGUUCACUCCUUUUAAGCUAUAAAACUGGGUUACAAUUUUAAAACUAGGCUCAGGUAUAAAAUUUGCAUAUUUCUUUUGGUGCUUCCUAAAAUAAAAACCCCAUUUAUUUAGGCCUCCUUCCACCCCUCUCCUUCCCCAUCUCAAGAUGCUACUGGGUCCUUCCCUUACAAGACCCCAUCAAGAAGAAUUUUGUCUACCACCUAGAUUUGAUCUGCAGCUCUGUUUUGGUUCCUUUCAAACCUGCAUUAUAAUUAUGCAUGUACUUUUUUCGCGAAAGAAAGAUGACCAUCACAGUAUCUACAGUGUAUGAACGUUUCUUAUAAUAAAUAACAAUAAAUUAUUUGUUAAGAAAAAAAGGAAAAAAUUCAUUAUGAAAGUUAAUAUUUGAUGAAAUUUCUAGAGAGCUGGCACAACAGCUUUAUUUGUAUUAUUUGAAGAAAAGAUUUGCAGCAAAGCCAGUUGGUACAGCAAUCAUGCCAAUAGCUACUUCCUUCAUCCAAUUAAAGGGAAUCAUAUAAUAACCAAUUAAAAAUGAGUAAUUAGCACAUUGGUACCAUGGUGUGGUCAACCUUCAGGGUUUGGUAGAUAAAUAAGGGGUUUUACAUCACCUCACUUGACAUGUUAUCAAGAGUUGGCUGUGCUGAUGACAGUAAAAUUAAAUGAAUAAAAAAACAUACACUGAUUUGUGUCAUCAACUAGGGAGGUGCUGACAUUUGAUGUCAAGAAGAAAUGUUGUUGAUGUUGUGGUUCAAUUUUUUAAUCGGUGGUUUAAUUUUUGUUGAUCAAACUCAUUACCAUACAUUACCACACCCAAAAAAUAAAAGAAAAUAAAUUUAAACUUAGGAUAAAAUUGAACCACAAAAUCUACCUGACUGUGUUUAUUUGAGCUUGGACUUUGACUUUAGGGGAUUGAUGAAGUGAAACAUUGUUUGCAGAACUACCUGCAUGUGAUGCACUAUAUGAAUUUUGAUUUGUUGCCAAACUUGAGUUAGAUGUUUUCUUUUGUAUAACCAGGUCAUGAAAUAUCCAGAUCAGUCCCUGGAAUCUGCAAAGCACUUCAUCCUUGUAAAGAUUUCUAAGAAGGGAUCCACCUUCUUGAAGUCCUUGAUUCCAACCUCCCAAAUCCAAAUGCUGGUUUUACUGUAUGUUUACAGCCAACUGACUGCAGUCUUCCUCUGGUUUAUAAUUCCCUUGAUUAUUUUCUACAUCUGCUUUUUGUCACUGGUCGUGUUUUCUCUCCAAAUGUUUUAUGGAAGGGAAGCCUUGAGACAACUGAGAAGUGUGUCAGAGCUAAUGAAAAAGUAUGUAAUCUGUUUAUUAAUUUUUGUUUAUGGCAAUAGGCGGGUAUACUCCUUGAAAAUUUGGGUGCAGUUGUGAUGCAUGUGCGCUGAAACUCUAACCCUAGUCAAAUUAAAAUCUUUGAUUUUGCCUGCAGAAUUGUGGACCUCAGAACAGCUCUCUUUAGUAGAUUAAUUAAAAAAAAGACAAAUUCAACCCUAGACCUUACCCUACUUGAUUUAAAAUUUUAGACCAAAAGGGGCUCUAAAACUGUACCCUAUGGGGCUGCAUCUUCCUAUAAAGCUUAAGGGAGUACCCCCCCGCCUCUCUGAGAUAGUAAUGCAUAAAUGGUUUAGGCCACCCAACGCUUAAGCCCAGCUAUAUAGUCAGUAACAGAAUGGUUUUGGUAGCCAUGGAAGUCAAUAGCUAUUUUGGGAUGAAGUAUAAAAAAUAAACAAAUAAAAAUAAAUAAAAAAAUUAACUAUUCCCUUGUUUUAGCUGGAAUAGAAAAUUGUGAACAGCCAGUUACCCCAGGGAUUUGGGGGGGGGGGGGGCGUAUCUGGGGAUAGAAGUGUGGGUGCAAGGAAAACCCAAAAAUAUAAGGCCCAACUAAGGCCACUACCAAAUUACUUUCCCUCUGCAGCUAAGGCUGACCCUGUCUGGUGCAAGAUGCAGGGGGAAGUGUUGCUGGGGUGAACUCUAGAACUGGGUAUUCUUACUUUGCCCUCCCAAAGUAGGUUCCCUCUGCAGCUAAGGCUGACCCUGUCUGCUGUGGUUAGGAUGGGGAAGUGCAAAUAGGGUAAGAAGGGUGUUUGCAUAGGCUCUUUAAAACCUGGUCUCUUUUUACACCCCUCCAAAAGUAGCUUCCCUCUGCAGCUAAGGCUGGUCUUGUCUUCUGUAAGAAGCGGGGAUGUGCAAUUGGGGUAAAAGGGGGUUUGCAGAAGCACUUUAAAAUAUGGUCCCCUUGUUCUGCCUCUCCCAAAGUUCAGCGUCCUCCUUUCAGCUAGAGCAUAGCCUUUUUUAGUGUAUUUGUAAGGAACAAACAAAAACUAUUGCGUGACUUUAAAAAUAAAUAAAAUGCUGUGUAAAAUUGUUAUAUCUUACUAGGUUUGACCCUCGACUGAACAGCAGUGAAGCCGAGAAUAAGUUCAUGUGGAACUCUGUGACUCCAUACAUUUCCUUCUUCACUGUUUUGUUGGUAACUGUGGCUGUGUUUCCACUUUGUGACAAACUCUGGAUACCGUGUUCUGAACUGAGUUUGGUAGCUUUGUUCUUUACAGGUAAAUGCUUGCCAUCUCUCAUGAUAGUUUGUGUUGUGGAUGUUUCUCAGGUACGCACAGGUAGCUACCCGCCUGCUUAGGCAAGGGGGAUACUCCCUAUAAUGGUCGAUAAGAGGAGGCUCUGUCUGAAAGGGGUACCUUUCUCGGGCUUUAGGUACAUUUUUGUAUAUGAAAGAGUGGGGACUUCACUUGCUGGAGUAUUUCAAAAGGUUGGGAAAUCUGUCAUUUUGAGCUAUAAAAAAACCGAAAAGGGCUACAGCGUUCAAACUUAUAAGGUAUGCAAAAGGGAUACUAUUUGUCAAUAAAAGGUAUACGAAAGGGGUACCUUUUCUGUUAAAAAUGGUAUACUAAACGGAGAGGUGUGGACCUCCGGGCAAAGCCUCCCCGUGGGCCCACAUGUGAAUGUAAUGUUCAGAAUUUCUAUUGCGGCAGGGUUAGCUGAGCUGUAGCUGGGUACUGGCCCUUACUUCUCCCCAGUCUUUUCAUCCAUGUCUCUUUUUUAAUACAAAUGAGGGAAGUGCGUAUUAGCUGCACGCGGAGGAGAUGGGAAGAAAGAAAUGAGGGAGAAGGGUAUUCUUUCCUUUCUCUCUUCCUUCUGUCCGUCUUCUCCUUUGUCGAGGUGAUCUGCAAGUCUCCCAUGACCGCAUGCAAACGAUACUGAAGAGAUGACUUAGGAUGAGUCAGGUGCUGGUCUGUGGAGCGUCAAGUCGCAAGUUUGAUACCAAGCAACGGACCAAUAGUUAGGGUCAUUAAACUAGCAGUAAUUAGGGAUUAGUAAGUGAGUUCGAAUGUUGUAGGUAGAAUAACGCACUUUCUGUACGCGUCAGAAUAGUAAACAAGUUCUUGAUCAAGCUUCGUUCUAUUAGACCUACGAAAUCUUAAAAACAGAUUGCAUUUACUUCCAAAAAUUAUUGAGUUUAAACUUACCGAGUAAAGACAGAACCUGACGAGGAGCUAACGAAGAAAAUGAGCUGUGCAGACAAAGAAAACAAGCAAAGCUGCACGUGGAAGAAAAGAAAUGCGCGCGCUCCUUGCCCAUUGAGUCUAUGACGUAUUUCCGGUGCCUGCACGAACCAAAGAGUCGAGAUUCUUUCUGCUAAAUGCUUGUGCCCAGGCUUCUCGCGUUCAGUUUAUGUUGCGUUCUCCUGUCGUCGAACGCAAUAACUGAGGAAGAAGGAAUUGUCUUUGCUUUGGUUUUACUACCACUUAGAAUUUGUGGCCCAGUCUCCAUCGGGGAACCUAAAAACAGUCGUUUGUGCUAUGUAACUUGUUGAAUCCAUGCUUGGAGAGCGCUUUUCCUUAGCUUAUGCAGUUAAAGACCACUCCAUCUAAUGAUUCCAUAUGGUUACUAGUUUCUUCUUUUAGAGGACUGCCGGAUAAAUACGAUGACUUUCCACUGUACACAAUUCUCCUCAAGUUGCUAACCACCGGAUUGUGUAGUUUGGGUAAUGUGCGAGGACUGGCCUUCCUGUGCUACCCAAUUUUUGUUGGUAAGGUAAAGUCAUAUCUCUGCAAAAUUUUAUUGUUUUUCAAUUCUUUUACUUUAUGGAAACACGAAAAGCGUUAAUCCUAUAUUUAAUGCGAAAACUCUUCGUCACGUGAAUUGCAGAGUUCAUCCCUCUGUGUCUGAAUCUUAAUAAAGCAGACACCAAGACCAAGCACAGGGUUCUCAAUAGAUUUUUAAGUAGGAGGUGAUCACUGAUAAGGUAGGAGGCUCUUCAGCAAAGCCAGAGGUGUUAAUACAAAGCAUAGAAAAGCGACUUAAACACAAAGUAAGCGGCUAUAAAUCCCAAAGUAAGCGGCGAUCAAUCGCCGGGUGCCGCCUUCUAUUGAGAACCCUGCAAGCAUUUGGGCCAUGUGCGGAUUGGAAAAAAAUGAAUUAUGAAGUUCUGGUUAGAAAGAAAAAGGGGCGAGAAUGGGGGAUGUGGCGAGCCUCCUUUCCAUACCCUAAUUAAAAAGCUUAGUUCCGUCAAUUCAUUUGAUAAAGUUAAGGGGUUCAAGUGCGAAAGUUAGCCUCCACCAGAGCCAAUUCACGAAUUCCUGUCCUCGGACAGUCAAUUGUUUGUAAUUGUAAUUGUAAUUUUUCUACCAUUGAAGCCCACCUAGAAGUUCCUAACAACUCGUUUAAACGUGUCCGCUCGUUCCAAAUCAAAUUGGUAGAAGUGUAUUGGAAGUGUUAUAUUUGGAAAUGUAUUUGAGGAGAGGAGAAAACCGGAGUUUCUAGUCAAAAACCCCUCGGAGCAAAGAAGAGAACCAAAAAUAAACUUAACCCACAUAUGGCGGCGACGCCAGGAUUUGAACCCAGGCCAGAUUGGUGGGAGGCAAGUGUCCUCAAGUGCUCCCAGAGCUACCUUUAUUACUUGCAUGUACUUUGUAAUCUUCUUUUUUUCGUUCUCCGCAGUGCCCCUUCACUAUGGACUGGAAUUUGACAUCAGUCUUCCAUCCAUUCUCCAAGUGGUAUUUUUUGUCCUGCUUCUCAUUAUGGCGGGCCGUCACUCUUGGCGUGGAAUGUAUAAAGUACUUAUUCCUUAUUUGGUAUGCCUGCUAUGGUGGCAGCUUUUUACCGAAUUGUUUCACUUCACUACCUGGAGCAGCUUGCUUCGCGCCACCCUGGGGUGGGUAAUUUUUGUGACCACGCUACCUUUACUGAUUCUGUUCACUGUUGGCCUGGCUGUGACGUAUUUCGUGCAGUGGUUUAUGACGCUUGAUUUGGCAUUCAAGCUUGCGGUCACAGCUGCAGUUGUAGCGUUUUCAUCGGCUAUGUUUUACUAUUCCAAGCUAGAGAUUCCUCAUGGAGAGAAACUCGAGCCCAAGAAAAAACUAAUCAUGAUCUUGACGGGGUCGGUGGUUGUUAGCCUUUUGCUUCCCGUUGUUUACAUCAGUUUUGUCCCUUCGAUAUAUGGCUCACCCAAAGCCCUGUCAUGGAAGGAGUACUACAAUUCCUGUGUCAGCAUGACUAAGGGGGUUGAAGUCAAUAUCGCAGCAGUACAGAUAAGAUGCAAUGAAUUUCAAGUCGAGUCUGUCAACUGGACUGGAAUUGUAGCUGAUGUUAAGUUGAGCUCUGUAGAAAAUCGCUUUCGUCCCUUGGUCACUUACCUCCCCCGGUUUUUGCAGCCUUCUCUGAAAUGCCUUCUUGGAGAAGAGGAGAAUAGAGGUGGAGACAGGUAUGAGGGCAAAUUUAAAACUUAUAUGUAUACAGAUUUGGUUCCCGGGAUCUUUCAAAGAAACUUUGCUCUUUCGUUCCCUUUCAAGAGCUGUUCUAGAGUAAGCAGUGAAUUAGUAUUAUGCCUUCGAUAUUGUGAAUUGCACAUGGUAAGCAACAGUUGUUUCCUAAUAUUACGAAUUAAAUUAAUAGAGAAAAUCGUUACUUUUUUGGCAGUAACCAUCACACCAUUCGCUAGACCUGCGUGAUAAAGGGAAUUCUGCGCUGUUGUGUAUCCAGAAUUGUUCGAUUAUUGGGCGAGUUUAAACUCAGUUGAUCAGGUCAUACGAUAACUUCUGAAUCUUAUAAUAGCAAAAAUAUUUAUUCAAGUUCUUUAACAGAAACACAUGAUAUAGAAAAACAAGAAAGAAAAAAUAAUGGCCUUAACGUAUUGUUGUCGAGGUUGGCAACUGAAGAUAGAGCAACGAUGGCAGUUCCCUCUCGUUCGUAAAAAAACUAGUUCAGGAGAACAGGAGAACCAUAAAAAGUGACUUUAUUACCUUCUUUCAGGUUCACGGAAGCACGCUGGUGGUUGCCAAAGGCUAAAGGACCGUGUCAUUUAAGAACGUAUGACAGGUACACCUUUUCUGUUGGGGUAAAGAUGACUACUGAUGCAGCAUCACAGCACGAGGAAGUAGUUAGAGUGACUGUCACACACCGAUUCUACCAUACCAUGGUCACAUUACAAGAGAAUACACAGGUAUAAUAUAAUUACGGCUUGUCUUAUUUUUUACAUAUUUGCCACAGGUCAGUAAAUGGUCAGGGGAAAAAUUCCAAGGUCAGAGAACAGUCAGGAACUUCACUUCGAUCCAGCGAAAAAUUUAAGUCUUUGAAAGACCUCAGGGAACAGGGAAAUUUUAAGAGUGCUUGUGUGUUUUCCCGUCUAUUUUUACGGUGUAAAAUUCUUUGGUAGUGGUAGAAUAUUGUUCGUGAAAUUGAACGACAAGCUGAUGUGAGGAAUUUCAAGAAAAUCAAUUCUUUUUGCACGUUAUGGUUUUAGAACUAUCAAUUCAUGUACACUGCAAGUGACUUGCUGAAAUCAAGUCGGUAAACUUAUCAAGUCGGUAGACUUGAUCUUUUUGAAGGGUCAUGUAAGGCGUUUUCAUGUGAUGCCACAGCAGCCAUGGUGUUCCAAAAGAUUGAAAAGGAGGCCAUGUUGGUGUCCAAAACGAAUCCUGAGGAGGCUUUUUUUUGUUAACGCUUUCUUUUGUUCCAAUUAAUUUGCAUAGAUGCUGGUCAUGUGGGUGAAAAUGCUCUAACUUUCUCCAUAUUUCCAAAAAGUGUUACACAGGCAUUUUAAGAAAGGAAAUUGCUUUUUAAGAGCCUUAUCGAAAAGAAAGGACCCAUGGCCCUCCAUGUUAUCGGAUGGAACGUUGGGGUGCUCUGCCUCUAAGCUAAAGUUGACUGACCGAUGGUGAAAGAGGGUAAAAUUCGAUAUUGUAUUGACAAUAUUUCACAUAGAGUGACCCUCAACCCAUUAAACAACGCCCCCAAGCGAAGAGGUACCUUAUACAUGGCACUCAAAUUUUAUUUUGAUAGUCGGUUUGAAUUCACUGUAAUGAAAUCCCGUUUUGUUGAAUGAUUCAGUGUCUCUUCUAUGUAGUAGGUUCGUUUCUGAUUCUCCGUUACUAACCAACGUUACUUUCUAUAUCACAGAUCACGUUCCAAGGCCGCUUGGCGAGUGGACCGCCUUACGUGACCGUCACGGCCAAGAGGCUCUUUAUCAACGGCACCAAGGUUAAACCACAUAUUGGGCUUGGGCGUGACGACAUAUUUGAAGGAUUGCGUGACUCUGGUCGAUUCAUAACCCGGUUUUUUAUGACGCCGUUGAUUAACGAAAGAGACUAUGAUGAAGAUGAUGUGUGAAUUAUGAGAGAGCGGGGCUUUCAUACAGUACUUACAAGCUUCUCUUGGAAAAGCAAAGGGGCAGUUGGUGUGGAAUUGUGUAUUGUAAAGAACGAUCAUUUUCUAGUAAUAAAGAGAAUGGGAUUAGUGUUUGGGAUAUAAUUUAUGGCACGUAAUGAAUAUUUAAGUGAUGUUUUCAAUACGGAAAACGGCUACAUCAAAAAAGCAAACAAGCUAGUCUAAGAUGUUUUAUGUUUGUAAAACAUGGAGAUUUAGAGCAGUAACAGCUUUGUCCAAUAUGAGGAAAUCCGUGAAUAUUUGAAAAAUUAUAGUUUACUUGCUCGUGUUCACUACAAAGCGGACUUCAUGUUGAAGACGUGUUUCUGUUUUAGAAACCGCUAGAAACUAUUGUGAACAACAUAGACAUGAAUGGAAAUUAAGCCAGAAGGCCUAAUCGUGAGUUGAGGGGCCUUUUACACCGCUGAUAAAUAUGGAUAUGGAGCAUUGUUGAGGCGAUAAGUUGUAUGCACGAUCAGCUUUUUAAGUUUGACAGAAACUAUCCGGCACAGAGACCAACGGCAAUAAAGUGAGUCA